AUGGCCCUGAAAGAUAAAACCCGCAACCAUAAGAGAGUGAAGAAGAAAAUGGACAACAUUCGCCAAUUUACAACCCCAUACCCAGCUGGAGGGCCUGUGAGCAUAAACUACAACUUUCCUCCGAGUUCGUGCCAACACUGCCAUACAUCACCCCGCGAAAUCAGGGCUCUGAAAGAAAAGGUCGCAGCCAUCGGGCAGAUACCCUCUGAAGUGAACAAGGAGGAAUUUAUCAAGUUCAAAAAUGAGAUAAAAGAAAGAUCGAGAGCUUUUGAGAAGCAUAUCCUCGGGCACCUGAUCGCUUUCGGCAAAGUGAUAGAUGGACAUAUAAACAGUGUGAUGAAGGAGCAAGAGAGACUCGAUAUCAGAACCGCGGAAGAGGAGGAUUAUCGUUCUCUGAAUGAGAAAGUGGAUCAUCUUUUCACAGCAGUGGAGGCUAUGAAGCAGGCAGUUCAAGAACUUGCUGCUAAUUGGAAGGUAGAAAUGGACACUGACAGCUGA
Penicillium manginii is the source of this 498-nucleotide messenger RNA. RefSeq lists its product as uncharacterized. The record is from RefSeq and is a predicted model, not a curated record. Lineage: Eukaryota; Fungi; Ascomycota; Eurotiomycetes; Eurotiales; Aspergillaceae. The transcript has a single exon. The coding region runs from base 1 to 498 and encodes 165 amino acids.